AUGCUCGCAGCUUCUCUCCUGAGUCUCCUCGCCUUAACCACAGCAACAACUGCAGCGCAGCGACCACUCGUGCAGCAGUUUGUUGACAAUGGUCAGACCUAUAGCGGGAUAGACUUGCCAGGCUCUGAUCAGGCCUACGAUGCCGGUUUGUUCACCCCGCUUGAGGAAUUCAGUCUACUGUCCACGUCAGAGUUCACAACGUUGAGCCAUCCCCUAUUUCCUAACUAUAACGUUCGCAUCAAGAAGUCCGACUUUUGCGACGGCACUGUUGGGGCAUACACGGGAUACAUUGACAUUCAAGCGCGGCACUUGUUCUUCUACUUCUUCGAGAGUAGGAGCAACCCAGACAAAGACGAUGUGAUUUUUUGGACCAACGGAGGUCCUGGUUGUUCGUCCUCCCUGGGCCUCUUUAUGGAGCUCGGACCAUGUCGCGUUUCGAGUCCUGAUAACUCCACAUUCAAUCCGUACUCCUGGAACGAGAACGCCAAUAUAUUCUUCAUCGAUCAGCCCAUAGGCGUUGGUUUCUCGUACGCAGACUACGGCGAGACGGUCAGCACGACCCCAGAAGCAGCGAAGGACAUCGCAGCCUUCGUCGCGAUCUUCUUCGAGCACUUCAGCAAGUUCAAAGGCCGGGCUUUUCACAUGGCCGGGGAGUCGUAUGGGGGCCGGUACAUCCCCGUCUUUGCGUCGGAGGUCUACGACCAAAACGCGAGGCUUGUUGAGGCGGGAUUGACGCCCAUCAACCUUACUUCUGUUAUGAUUGGCAAUGGAUGCACGGAAUGGCCCACCAUGACAACGUCUUACUAUGACAUGCAAUGCAAGCCCAUGUCCGUCGCACCGGUACAGGAGAUUAGCUCAUGCAUCCGCAUGAAGCAAGCGAUCCCUCGCUGCGAGAAGAUGUUGAAGGAAUCGUGCGUCGACAAGUUUGACAGCAUCGGCUGUGAAGCGGCCGGCCUAUUCUGCCAGUCGGAGAUCUCCGUCCCGUUCUAUGCUACAGGCUAUAACCCAUACGAUAUAAGCAAACUCUGCGAAGGGGCCAUCUCGGAUACGCUGUGUUAUCCAGUGACGAAAGUCAUAAGUCAAUACCUCGACCGCCCUGACGUCCGCUCGACGAUCGGCGUGGACCCGUCGAUCACGUCCAAUUUCAGUAGCUGCAACUACGAAGUCAACGCCGCCUUCCAUGCGGCGGACGACUCCAUGUUCCCGACGCAAUACUACAUUGCCGCGCUGCUCGAACGCGGGAUUCGCGCCCUCAUCUACGUAGGGGCAAAUGACUGGAUCUGCAACUGGGUCGGGAAUGACCGUAUGACGCUGGGAUUGGAGUGGACUGGCCAGGAAACUUUUGUCAGCCAGCCGCUCAAGGAGUGGAAGGUGGAUGGGGAGAUCGCUGGCUUGACCAGGAACGCGGGACCGCUCACGUUUUUGACGCUCGACGGGGCCGGCCAUAUGGUCCCGUUCGAUAAGCCAAAGCAGUCUUUGGAGAUGGUCAAGCGCUGGCUGGCUGGCGAUAAGUUCUAGCGUAGCUUAUGUGUGAUGACGAAAAUGCGGUGAAUUCGACAGCUUGUAUCUGAUUUGC
Postia placenta MAD-698-R-SB12 is the source of this 1576-nucleotide messenger RNA. RefSeq lists its product as hypothetical. Lineage: Eukaryota; Fungi; Basidiomycota; Agaricomycetes; Polyporales; Adustoporiaceae. Gene Ontology annotation, cellular component: fungal-type vacuole. The record is from RefSeq and is a predicted model, not a curated record. Gene Ontology annotation, molecular function: serine-type carboxypeptidase activity. Bases 1 to 1518 code for a protein of 505 amino acids. The transcript is spliced from 13 exons. Gene Ontology annotation, biological process: proteolysis.